UCAUCACUGGACAGUGGACACUGACAUAUUCUUUUGGAUUGUUUUUGUGUCAAACGCAAAGUUAAAACUGAGAUUUAGCAGACCCAGCAUAUAAACAUAUUUUUUUAUAACUUUGAGAAUUCGCAGUCUAUUGUAUAAUUCUAAAUCAUGAAUCAAAUGAACAUGCACGUACCUAUGAACCCAGGUGGUGCAAUGGGCGGUGCGCCUAACGUACCUAUGCAGAUGCCUGUAUCUGGUCAAAUAAUGCAACAGCCAUCGCCACAACAAAUGCAGCCAGCAAUGCCACAACAAACUCAGCAAGACAAAAUGGAUAAUAUCACAAAAGUCAAAACUUUAAUGGGCUCUUUACGAGAAUCACUACCGAUGACAUUAAAAUCUGCUGCUCAAAUCUUACAUCAAAAUCACAGUGUUGAUUGUAACACACAAAAAGGGCUUGAAAAUCCUGCAUCAAGAUUUGACAAAAAUUUAGAAGAAUUUUUUUCAUUAUGUGAUCAAAUGGAAUUACAUUUGCGAACAGCUAUUACAUGUAUUCAGCAAGCGCAGUCAGCGGCCCAUUAUCUACCACUCACUGUUAUACCUUCUAGAAUGGACUCCGGUCCUACUACGCAAGAAACAACAUUAAGCUACCCUCAAUAUUUAAACACGGUGCGUCUUCAGAUAUCAUACGCAAAAGACAUCCACGAUACAUUAGUGGCAGCGGCUCAAAACAUAUCACCGACUGAAUGACCGGAAAGAAAUUAAACACAUUAAUAUAAGAAAUUUAUUUAUUAAGACUACAAUUAAAAAUUUCAAACAA
Messenger RNA from Zerene cesonia (dogface butterfly), 796 nucleotides. RefSeq names its product mediator of RNA polymerase II transcription subunit 29 (gene ix). NCBI's taxonomy places the organism in Eukaryota, Metazoa, Arthropoda, Insecta, Lepidoptera, Pieridae. Gene Ontology annotation, cellular component: mediator complex. Gene Ontology annotation, biological process: regulation of transcription by RNA polymerase II. Bases 148 to 726 code for a protein of 192 amino acids. Gene Ontology annotation, molecular function: transcription coregulator activity; transcription factor binding. The record is from RefSeq and is a predicted model, not a curated record. The transcript has 5 exons.